Molecule: messenger RNA, 396 nt
Organism: Cylicocyclus nassatus
Lineage: Eukaryota; Metazoa; Nematoda; Chromadorea; Rhabditida; Strongylidae
Source: the annotation of a GenBank genome assembly
AUGCAAAAUGAUCUAGUAAGAGAAACACAUGCGGCUGCUGUCUCGACUCACACCGAUAGUGGCUCUAAAGUCCGCUCAUCAUUCAGAUCAUCAAUGAAGUUUCUAAUGCGCACUCAUCCUGACACUAGCGAGCGAUCCCGAUGGCUUGAUACAAAGGACGCUUCCGCCCGGAAGAUCUCUUCCAACUCUGUCGCCAGUACAUUAUCACGACUCACUAGUCGACUGACCAUUAACCCGACUAUUCGUUGGACCCCUGCUAGCAAAAUUAACCAUGAUACGCCUGAAGGACGGCUGGAAUUCUAUAAUCAGGUAUGCCACAAGCUGCUCAAAAAAUCGAAGCCAACCUGGAGUCCGCACACGAUAGGUGUUGCUGUACCGUACCCAAUGUGUACAUAG